Punctularia strigosozonata HHB-11173 SS5 is the source of this 6404-nucleotide messenger RNA. RefSeq names its product kinesin-domain-containing protein. Lineage: Eukaryota; Fungi; Basidiomycota; Agaricomycetes; Corticiales; Punctulariaceae. The transcript is spliced from 9 exons. Gene Ontology annotation, biological process: mitotic spindle organization; microtubule-based movement. Gene Ontology annotation, molecular function: microtubule motor activity; ATP binding; microtubule binding. The record is from RefSeq and is a predicted model, not a curated record. The coding region runs from base 1 to 5871 and encodes 1956 amino acids.
AUGGCGCCGCCGUCAUCCUCGAGCGGGGGCACCACCUCCGUCCAAGUCGCGGUCCGGAUACGACCCACGACGACCCAGGACACCACCUCCAUUCCCGCCAGGUUUCAGAGGCCCGUUGUCAGCGCGCCCUCUCCCAACACCGUUACUGUCGAAGCUGGCCCUGGCGGUUCCACGUCCGGCUCUACGCCCACGGCUGCGCUCACCGCGUCCAAGAAGCAAGCCUUCACGUUCGAUCAAGUCCACCCACCUUCUACCACUCAAUAUGCUAUGUUCACGUCGACCACCGAACCGCUUAUCUCGCGCUUUGUGGAAGGAUUCAACUGUACUGUUCUUGCGUAUGGGCAGACCAGCAGCGGCAAGACUUUCACCAUGACCGGCGUCGACCUCGAUGCCGACCCGUCCGACCCAACUAACGGCAUGGGCAUAAUUCCCCGAGCAGUGUCUACAAUCUUUCAACGCUGCCGGGAGCUGAAAGAGGAGCGUGGCAGUUCCUGGAACUUUUCGCUGAAGGGUUCAUUCAUCGAGAUAUACAACGAGGACCUCAUCGACUUGCUGAGUAUGGACGAUGUUUCCGGAGGGAGGAGAGAGGUACAAAUCAGGGAGGACAAGGACGGCCAUAUAAUCUGGAGUGGUCUGCGGGAGGUGUCGGUGAAGAACUCCAACGAAGUUAUGAACCUGAUUCGACAGGGUGCUUCCAUUCGACGCACCAACGAGACGGAUAUGAACGCGCAAUCAUCCCGUUCGCAUGCAAUCUUUUCCCUCACAUUGACGCAGAGGAAAUUUACUGGUUCGGGCUCGCCUCCUCGAUCGGCAUCUCCUCAGCCGCCUGUUGCUGGCGGUCGUUCGCCUUCGCGUCUCGCCCGCCCAGGGUCUGUCUUCGGUAGCCCCGGAGGAUCCAGACUUUCGCAGCCACCGAGACCCAUGACACCCGGGUUCAGCAGCUCCAUCAAGAGUCCGUCGAGUCUGCGGCCCGCUAGUUCGCUUGGUUUCCGCUCGAACGAGGAUGAAGAGCGAGGGGAAUGGAUCACUAUCGUCUCUAAGUUUCACUUCGUGGAUUUAGCCGGGUCCGAACGCCUAAAACGGACUGCUGCUCAAGGUGACCGCGUCAAGGAAGGCAUUUCCAUCAACAGCGGCCUUCUCGCCCUUGGAAACGUGAUCUCAGCACUCGGGGAUCCUGCGCGAGCCAAGUCUCAUACAGCUUCGCAUAUUCCCUAUCGGGAUUCUAAACUUACGCGUCUUCUGCAAGACUCAUUAGGAGGCAACGCUCACACGCUCAUGAUCGCUUGUGUAAGCCCUGCCGAGUACAACGCCGGUGAGACCAUCAACACGCUCAAGUAUGCUAAUCGCGCGCGGAACAUCAAGAAUCGCGCCGUGGUCACGCAGAAAGAGGAGGGCUGGGACGACAUUGAGUGGCUGCAGAACAUGGUGACGAGGCUAAGGGGCGAAGUCAAGGCUAUGAAGGACGGCGGUGCUACGCCAGCGCAGGGCGCUCCGGAUGGUGAUCGCGAACACGGUGAUAGCACGAGCACCAAAAAGGUGCUCGCUCAGAUGGUGGACCUUCAGAGCAACUACGAGGAUCUCCGCGAGAAGUUCGUCGAGCGCACGGAGGAGCUCACGCGCCUCCGACGCGAAUUGGCGGAGAAGCAGCGCGCAUCUUCAGCGCCCUCGGGCACAGCCAAAUACGAAGAGAUCGUUGGUCCUGUCAUUGAGGAAUACGAGAAGACCAUCAGCGCUAUGGAAGCAGAGCUCAGCCUGAACCGGGCCGCUCUGAGGCAUACAAACGAGCUGGUGGAGGAGAAGGAGGAGGAGCUCGCGGCUAUCAGCGAGCGCCACGCAUCAACGGAGAUGUAUGUCGAAGAGCUGAAAGCGCGAGUCGCCAAGCUCAAUGAACGCGAAGCGUCCACCGAGGCAUACAUUCAUGACUUGGAAGAAAAGAUCAAGAACUAUGAUGAAUCAUCCGUUACCUCUUCUGGAUCCAUCACAGAUCUCCGGCGCGAGAUCUCUCGGUACAAAGACACCGAGUCCCACUCUUCUCAGUACAUCGCUGACCUCGAGGCUCGCUUGGCCCGCUCCGACGAAUCUGUUCUUUCGUUGCAACGAACCGUAGAGCAUCUCGAACAAGAGUGCGAUCGGAGGCGAAACGAGGCGGAAAUGCUGCAAGCCCGCUUGGACGCCUUGCAGAAGGAUGGCGAGAGCUGGAGGUCUGAUCUGGAGCAGCGGGAGGCAAGAGUGCGGGAGCUUGAGCUCAAGAUGGAGGAAUGGGAGGCGAAGAAGAACGAGGCCGCCGAGGAACGCCAGCGACUGGGCGAAGUGGUCGACGAAGUCAAGCAAGCUCGUAAAUCACUCGUUCGACGCAGUCUCCAGCAGGAGGUUGCGUCCACAUCCCACAUCCCAGUUGCUAAUGGAGACGCUGUGGAGGCCGACGACGCAACCAAAGCAAACUCUGCGAUUAAUUCCGCCCUGGAGCGCCAACUAGCCGAACUGCAGGAAACUCACGCAGCGACGCUCUCCGACCUAUCGUCUGUGUCUGCUAAGUAUCGCGAUGCUCUGCGGGAAAUUUCCGACUUAGCAGCUCAGAUCCAGGAGGCCAAGUUAAGCAGCCUGCCUGAGGAUGACAGCCCAGAGAAGCCGCUUGAGCAACCGAUCGUGUCUCGCCGCAGAAUGCCAUCGAGACAGGCUAGUGAUUCACCCACCGCCGCCCGGCGGCUUUUUUUCCGGCACGCGGCCUCGGCGGAAUCUCUCCACUCGAGGUCGCUAUCGCAAUCUGUUUCACUCUCGCAGGAGCUCUCCUCAGUAGCGUCGCGCAAAACUUCCUUCUCCAGCAACGGCUCAAGUAGUCCCCAUUCACCGCGCUCACGUCCCAACCUCUCGUUAUCACUUCCUUCGCCCAGCCACGAGCGGUCGAUAGCCAGCUUGGAAAAAGAGAUUAUGCGGUUGCAGGAAGUGCUGAGAGAUCGCGAAAACGAGAUCACCGUCCUGGAGAAAUCUCUGAAGGCGACGGAUGCUCCGAGGGACCUUGCUACUGAAGCUGGCCUGGGCACCGGUGUUGCGACGCCCCCAAUCGCAAAUGGUCAUGCCGAUGCGACCCUCUCCCCGGAGACGGAACAUAAAUUCGACACACUUCGCGAGUCGUUGGCCAACGGUCACGGCGGCGAAGCAGACAGCAGUUCUGCGUCGGAGGCGGAUGAGAAUCUGGAACGUUUGAAUGAAUUGAUGCGUUCGAUGGCGCAGAAGGAAUCACAGCAUCGCGAGACUGUCGAUGAUCUCACGACACAGUUAACGCAGAUCCGGCGACAGCAUGAGGAGCUUACCACGCUCAACCGGGAUCAGACGCUAAAUAUGGCAAGAGAAAUCGAAGGUCUUCAGCAAGAACGGGAACGUGAUCUUGCAGCGUUGAAGGAAUUGUCGGAACGUGAGGCCACUCUCAUUCAAUCUAUCAAGGACGCGGAAGCGAAGCACGCCUCGGAGGUCGAACAGCUCGGUCGCGAGCACGAAGAGGCUCUUCGAUUGAAGGAAGCAGAGGUCGAUGGACUCAUCACUCGACUAAAGGCGGAACACGACGACGUUGCGUCUGGGCUUCGUGCUCGUCUUGAGGAGGCAUCUGCUGCUCUGGAGAAGGCGCAUGCCGAACAUAAUGACGCCUUCGGAAAGAUGCAAGCGGAACACGAGGAAGAGCUUCGCCAUCGCGCUGAGGAAGUCGCCGCUCUGCUUGACAGGACUCAACGGGAACACCAAGAAGCCCUAGCCAAGAAAGAGAAGGAACACGAAGAAGCGCUUAAAGCGAAGGAAGAACAGACGGCGCAAGCACUGGCUCGUACGGAAGAGGAAUACUAUCUUGCACUGACUAAGCUCCGCGAUGAUCAUGCGCGUGCGUUGGAGAAGCAGGCGUCGGAGGCAGCUCAAACGCUUCAACGCCUUCAAGAGGAGCAUGACGCCCAGAUUCGAAUGGCCGACAUCGCCCGCCAGGUCACCCUCUCUGAAUCCGAAUCCUCUCAGACGAACGCUUUGCAGGACUUGCAGGAAGAGCACGCUUUGGCCAUCAGCAAGAAAGAGGCGGACUUCAACGAGGACAUCGCGCGCCUGAAGGCCGAGCAUUCCACGCAAUUAGCUUCUAAGGAAGACGAGCGCAUUUCCGCACUCCACAAACUCGAAGACGACCACACCUCUGCGAUCAAGCGCUUGCAGCAGGAGAUGAUCAAAGAGAUCGAGGAUCUUAAGGCCGCUUUGGAGAGCACUAAGCAAGAGUCGACGGAUUCGCAAGCGCGUGUGCGUGAGGAGACAGAGUCCGCGCUCCAGUCUCUCCGAGAGAGCCAGGCAUCCGUCCUGCAAGAGGUCGUUCGAGGCCAUGAAGAGGAGGUUGCGACCCUGAUAAACGCCCGAGACGCUGGCGUGGCCGAAGCGAAAGCCCAAGCGGACGAGGAGCUUUCUCGGCUGCAGAAGACGCAUGCCGAAGAGCUCGCGAAGGCAAGGGCGGAGCGCCAGCAGGCCGUUGCCGCACUCAACGCUGAGCUUGUUGCCAUUGAGGAGCGUCACCGAGAGGACCUCGAAAGCUUCCGCGCGCAGAGUGAGGAGCAUCUUGCGAACGAGCGGGAGCAACUGGAGAAGGUUAUCUUUGACCUGAAGGAGAUACAUGCCCAGGAACUGGACACACUCAAGAAAGACCACGAUUUGCUGGGUGAGGAACUUGCUUCUCACAAAGCCGCCGCGGAGGAGUUCGCGCUUGCGCGCGAAGCAACCCGUGCGGCACAUGAACGGUCCCUUAGCGAGCAACUCGUUAUGUCCAGCAGUUUACAGGAGGAGCUCGCUACCGUACAGUCCGACAAGACUGCUCUUGAGAUGGAGGUUGGCGGAUUACAAACGGAACUAACUACCGUUCGCGAGGAGAAGGCUGAACUUGCGAACGAGGUCGCCAAGCUUCGGGCCGAGCUUGCAGAGACCCAGAACCAACAAAUGUCUCUGAAGAAAGAAGUCUCGAAUCGGGAUUCUCUCGCCAAGGAACUCGAACAGCACCGCUCCCUGCUUGCAGAGGUCCAGGAGAGCCUCCAGCGCAUGCGGGACGAGAAAGACGCCAUACAGUUAGAGAAGAACCGACAGGACUCGCUGGUUCGCGAGCUGGAGGCUCGUAUCGUUCGCAGCUCGUCGCCCCACGAAGCCGUGCGCCAGAGAGCGACGACCGGUGUCCCACCUGCGAAGCUCCCACCUCUGUCUCCGCCGCCGAGCAUUCCUCCUCCACCCGCACCGAGAAGCAUCGUGGCCUCCAUCUCGACUGGGGGUGAUGUCUCACCGGUGACUUCGAGCAUCAUCACCGCCUCUUCGACUCGGGAUUCCUCCUUCGACACGCCCGCCACAUCCGUUUCGGGCUCCGUCCACGGCCAUCCGAUAGCGGGUCUUCCUACCGCGCCCGACGCUAAGCUGAUGGCCAAGGUCGAGGAGCAGCAAAAGCUACUCGACGAGCAACAGAAGCGGGUCGAUGAACAGCAGAAGCACAUUGAAGAGCAGGAAGCGAUGAUCAAGACGCUGAAUAAGCAGCUGACUCAUUGCGAGGGCGAUCUGCAGACUCACAUGGACCUCGUCAACACCCUAGAGGCUUCGCUUGGCGACGCCGAAAAGAACCUCCGGAAAGCUCGGAUGCAAGCGACGGAGCUCGCCCGGGAGCGGGACAUACUGAACGGCCAGGUCGACAGUCUCAGACGAGAACUGGCCGACGCCAAGCGCGAGGUUACGAAUGUCCGGCAGUCGAUCGUCGAGGAGAAGCAAUCGCUCGAGAGCCGCCUGGACGAGGAGCGCCGUCAGAAGGAGCGCGCACGGGCUCAGCUCGACAGUCGCAUGGCGGAGCUCACCAAACGCAAAUCCAAGUUUGUGUGCAUGUGAUCUUACCGCUCCUCCUCCCUCUUUCGUUCUACAUGCCUCUCCGUCUCUAUUGUGGAAUUCCGAUCCUCUCAUGUCCCUUUAUGCCCUUGCUGUUCAUCAGCAACAUGCCUCCUCCUCCUCCUAUCCAUAAUCCUCCGACCAAUAGCUUCUUCGGGGGCCCUCGUGGUGUGCUCGGCGGACCCAGGGGGUCCGUGACCCUCGCUAGAGCGGAACCGCGCGACGAAUCUUGGUUUUCAUUCCUCCUUUCCUUUUCAGUUAUCGACGUGUGUGAUAUAUACUUUGCGGCCUGACCCCGCCAUCGACGCUCUCUACAUUCCAACGUUUUCUCCAGUCCUAGUCCAUAGUUGUUAUUUACUACUUUACCCCUCCGUAAGCAUUCCGAUACCCUCCUCAUUCGGAUUCCGAUCCCCUUGAUCUGUCCUGUUACUAGGCACAUUCGUUGCACUCCUUACCUACUGCCGUACUACUUACAUACUUGUUUCUUUGUGGAGCACCAUAUGCUAUCAUUAUUCACCGCUGAAGAUGUAACAGCU